AUGAACAAAAUUGAAUAUUAUGAGAUGAUAAGCAAAUGGGGAACUAAGAAUUUCAGCAUUACAGUUACUGCAGAAAAUAUGAACAAUGCUGUUAAUUCUUCGACCAUUUACUUUACACGCGAGAUAAAUUCAGAGACUUUAGCUCAAAGCAAUUUAUUAGAUUUUGCCUAUUGGCUAGUAAGAUUUUUAGUUCUUAUUGCAAUUCUUGAUAUUUUCGCAGCAAGCGUAAACUUUGCUAAAAGAAUUGGGUCAAAGCAUAAAAUAGUUCAAGCAUAUUUUGAUGAAAAAGCAUUGAAGACAUAA
This is a messenger RNA of Blepharisma stoltei, 303 nucleotides long. Lineage: Eukaryota; Ciliophora; Heterotrichea; Heterotrichida; Blepharismidae. The record is from the annotation of a GenBank genome assembly.